AUGUACAGGAGCGGAAACAUCACCGCCAGGAUUUUCGAGCGCCAGAUCCUCACGCCCCGACCGGGGACCAGUGUAUGCGCCCCCCGGAUCUUCCUUUUUCAGUUUGGCAAUUCCGUCCGUUGUUGAAGUUGAGCAUUAUAAAACGCUAUUCUACCGAGGUGUGGAGAGAGCAGAAUAUGGCCUAGGCGGCACUUUACAUUAUCUGAAACCAGCAGUUGUACUGAUCCUUUGCUUAUACGUGCAGCAAUCCCUAUACGGAAAAGAGUCCCGUCUCCGAAAAACUUCGAUUUUAGUGAAAUAUGCAAUCUGAGGCAGUUUAUAUUGUCCUCGAACCUUGGAUCACAUGACGCAGACAACUGUUUCAAAAGCCAAUAUCCUUUGUGAAUUUGUUGUGAGAUUCACUCCUUUCCAAAGAACUUCUGUGGUAGUGCAUUUGAUUAAUCUUAGAACGACUAAUUGACGGUGGGCUAAAGGUUGGUACAAAAUUUGAUGGCACAGUGUUCAUUGUGAAAACUGAGACGAUUUCACUGGUAUAUGAAAAAUUUACUGUAUCUAUAGGAUAUUAACGUUUCAUCAUGUAGUGUGAGAGUGAAUAAAAGUACGUGGUUUGGAAGGGCCCAUUUUAUGGUGCUUUCCUCACGGAAAAUUCUGCUCCUUCUCCUUCUACAGUUCAACAUGAUUUUAUAGGUUGCGGCUGUUGUGGACCUUCCAUUCUUGUUGGCGAGAAUGACCGAUGCCUUUGGUGGUAUGCGAAACUGUCAAUUAUAGAUAAGAUCACACGCUGUAUGUGUUCUUUGGGUACAGUAUCUCUAGAUUGAUCUAGAAAAAAAUAUUACUUGUUGAUAUUACACUGUGGUGAAGAUUCUAGAUACUUAACAAACUAAUGAUCUUUAAGAAUGUUAUAAACGCGUCCAUUUCUGUGUAACCUAAAGUAGUGUACCAUUUCACUGUUUUCAUUCUGUUUAUUUUGCUGCCAGUCACAAGGAGGAGCCAGUUGUGUGACGGAUUUACAAUUUCUGAGAACAGAUUUGCACUACUAGGAAGAGAAUUUCCUUCUUAAUAGUAAAAAAUUGAUUAAGCAUCGCCUUGCUUUUAAGAGAUAUAUUUUAUAAUUUUCUGCCAUCGUUCUAUAUCUGAUACACACGCUCUAGUUCUAUCUGUAGUUCUCUCUCAAAAUCAUUGAUGUAUCUAUAACUUACAUGAAAUUUUAAAUCCAUGUCAAUAGAUGAUUUGAUGCUUCUGAUUCCUCAACUAGUGAUAUCUUUUCCUUAGUUGUGUGCAUCUACCAUCUGCUUAGUUCUAAACAAUGGCAAUAAACCAUGAUGAGAUCAUGGUUGUUUUGUUAUACCAGAUUUUUAGUGUAAGCGACAGAUUAGUCCAUGCCAAUGAAAUUUUACAUGAAAUUUUAAAUCCAAGUCAAUGAUGCAUCUGAUGCUUCUGAUUUCUCAAAGAGUGAUGUCUUCUCAUUAGUUGUGUGCAUCUACCAUCUGCUUAGUUCUAAACAACGACAAUAAACCAUGAUGAGAUCACGAUUGUUUGUUAUUCUAGACUUUUAGUGUAAGUGGCAGAUUAGUCUCAGACGGCCGAGAUUUCUGACGAUGUUGAAGCUAAUAUGGGUCUUUGUUUCCAAUGACAUUGAGUCUCAUAUUUUGACCAGGCAUCGUCAGUCUCUCCAACAUCUUGGUUUCAUUGAUUUCAUUCUGACAGAGGUGUCGAUGUAUGGAAUACAUCAUAAACUGGGAAUACACCACACAGCUGUUGGUCACGCCUAGGAGAAAGUUAUAUUGUGAUACAUCUUUGUGUACACGCCAGAUAUAUCUGAUUCAAACAUUUGAUAAGCUUCAUAAUCCUUAAAUGUGUUAUUAUUGACUGUAUAAUGCUUGAUGGCUGCUUAGACGGGGCUGGCUUGGGUUUUCUGCAAGAUGAUCACCUUAGGGUUAACUGUCAUGAGCUUAUUCAGUUCUUCAGAUACAUGGACGCUAAAUCAUAUCUGAAAUCCGUGUGAACAUUGAAAGCUUUGUUAAGGAUUAUGGAAUCCGCAGUUUGAUCUGACCACCGUUCACUGAGUCAUCCCCUAUAAAUAAUUUCCUCAAAUCAUUCCGUCCUUUUUUGUUUUAAGUUGCUAUGUUGAUCCUUUCUCAUUUUAUCUUGAGAUUUAAAUUCAAUAAUGUUGCUUAUGGUGGAGUUAUCCGUCAUCUUUUAUUCGAACAUGGAUCGAGUAAUGUACGGGAGAUGAAUUUUAUGAGUGAUGGCUAAGUUUAUCGAUGAUGGAUUGAUUCGGAAAGCUGUAUUAGGAGUGGUGGUUAAGUUUAUCUAUGAUGCAUUAAUUGGUGGAAUACUAUGAGUGAAAAACUAUAAUACUCAGUUAUUAGGAAAACCAUACUGAAGCCAUGGGAGUAGAUUAAACAUGGAUAUGAGAAUGGGUGCAAGAUAAUACAUGGAAGCUGUAUAAUUAGAUAGUUUAUUAUAGUGCUCGCAGGAAUGACAAAGUCUGGUGAAAUUACUUGGCAAGAAUCAAACGGAAAGAAUCGACCCGCCGAUCGAGAUUACACCAUGUUCUGGGAUCACCUAUGGGGAGGUCUCUGUAAACAGUUUGUAAGGACCGAGAGACAGGAAGUGGAGUAUGAACAUGGUGUAUGAGUUUUAGUCAGCGUAAGCUCAACAUACUUAUGUCACUUAGUUAGGAUCCAGUAGAUGAUGAUGAUGGUGAAGUACUUUGUUGUUCAUCUGGAAUUAUUAAGUUUGAUUAAAAUAUGACAUUUUUUUUCAGCCUAGAAUAUUUUAUGACUGAUAAAUUAUUAGAGGCGCGAUAAAUAGACUCGUCUUGGAAUGGUCAUUCUCUUCAUCAGUUGUUUUGCUCUGCUGGGCCAGGGAGGAUGUAAUGACUUUUUCUGCUGCUUGACGAUCUGACUUCUAUUUGAGCAUUGCUGAUUGUGCCAACUUGUGUUUUUUUAGUUAUGAGUUGAUGUUUCAUCAUCUCUAUGGUUCUUUAAUUACGAAUAGUAUCUUCAAAAAAUUCAUUGGCAUUCUUAUAUACUUUCUUUUUACAUAAGCCUGUAGAGAGUAUCAUUUUCACUUUGAUGUUGACAGGUCAAUUGUGCCAGACAGUUCUACGAGAACUUGGUUCCUAGUUAUACUAUAUAUGAUGUUGAUUGUCCAGACAACUCUUUCAAAAAAUUUACAGAUGAUGGCCAGUACCUGAUAAGUUUCAGCAGAUCUCAUCAAGAGUUGAUUGUUUAUAGACCCACUUGGCUGUCAUUUUCAUUUAAGGAGGAAGAUUGUGGGUCUUGUGAUCUGCCUCCCAAAGCUCAGAGGUUUGACAGCUUCUUCACCCAGCUUUACUCUACGCCAAUUGCAUCCUGCAGCGAAUUUAUUUGCAAAGACUUCUUCCUCUAUGUGGAGAGUCAUCAGUUUGGCUUGUUUGCAACUUCAACAGUGCAAAUUCAUAAUGCCCCUGCCCUGGAGGGUGCAAUCCCUGGGGUCCCAUCAAUUGAGAAGAUUACUUUUCACCUCGUGAGGUUUGUUUGUUCACGUAUAUUGUUGACGCAAUCAAGAGUCAGGCUUUAUUUUUGUUUUCAUAUCAUUAACUAUAGUCGAAUCAGCAGAUUGGAAGAUGGAACUAUUCUUGAUGAGAAAGUCUUUCACAAUGACUUUAUCCAUCUGCCACAUAACAUGGGAGUUUUCCUAUAUGAUGAUUUAUUAUGCAUCAUGUCUCUACGUUACCAAGCCAUCCACAUUCUUCAAAUCAGAGAUUCUGGGAGCCUUGUUGCUGUACGGACAAUUGGUAAUUUUUGUCGAGAAGAUGAUGAACUUUUUCUUAGUUCCCAUUCCCAGGCAAGUGCAUUCACAAACAUUUUCAUUGCAUUUGUAUGGCUGUGAUUAAUUCAUCAAACCAUUGCAUCAUCAGGGAUUCAAAACUUUGUUUCGAUUACAAGCUAUUUAUCACAUGACAGUCUACCGUAUUUUCAAAACGCUGCACCUCAAUGUAUCUUUCAGAUAAAGACGAAUCUUAAACAUUGCUAUUACUCUUUAAGAAAGAUGCUUUUAAUUAAAGCUUAAUCGAAUUAAAUCAUAGCUUUCUCAAUGCCAAGAUUCUUCACAGUUGGGAUGCAUGCUGUCUGUUUCUGGCUUCAGUUUUGUUUCUAGGAUACAAGGGCGACUAUGGAUGCUAUCAGCAACAUGGCCAGUUGAAUGUCCAACAGAACUAAAAAUGUAUGAAAUGACAAGAGAUACAACUUUGCAGGAAGUAAAACUCAAAGAGUUCAAACAUCCUUUGAGAAUUGGAAUGGAAAAAGUUCCAAGCUGGGGAAGAUGUCUAUUAUAAAAAGGAAACUUCUUGAUUGAUUAAUAUUUUUAGUAAAUACUUUCUAAGAUCUAUACCAAAAUAUUUUUCAUGCUUUUUCUUCUUCAAAAAUUACAUAUAUAAUUCCUUGACAGUAGAGCUCUGUCAUCAUUUUCCUUGGUAGAGUUGAUAAAUAAGGAACUAUCACAAGAUAUGGAUCAUCGACGAACAUUUAAAAAAUCUACAGUGAAAAUUAAACUAAUUAUUCCAUGGAGUUGAUCAGAGUAUUCAAUUAAUACUAACCAUGAUAUGGAAGAGACAGUGGUGCUGAAAAACGAUUGCAGUCGAAAUCAGUGCCAGGCAGCUGAUUUGAAUACUUUGGUCUUCAUGUUGCUAGUACCAAAUUGUUUUGUUUUUAGUAUACUCAGUUGCAAUCAUUACUGGUUCGGAGUCCUUGUUGGUUCUGAACUGUUUCUUCCAGUUGCCUUGGCACCAACCUCCACCAUUUUCUCAUAGAGAAACAAAAUCUGUAAACAACUUUUUUCUUUCUUCCUUGCUGUUUAGAUAAGAUUUAGUUUCAGUGCAGCUAACUAUAAAUUCUUAGGUUUAUUUCAAUUUAACUUUUAUGACAUUUGCUAAUUUUUAUUUAUGUGUUUACGAAUGGUUAUUUAAUGCCUCAUGUCAUCAAACAUUUCAGUUCUUCAUUUGUACCUUUGUUGUCACUUGCCUCAUCAUUAUGCCUAUACAGUUUGUCAUCUCCCAUUUCCAAAUAAUUGGGUAUUGUAGAAUGCUGCCUGUCUCAGAAAUUGUUGUCCUAUCUCUCAGUGUGCUGCAACCUUUGAUAACUCAAGAGAAGAUUCUCCAUCCCCCCCUACCGAAGAAGAAAAUGGCCGCCAGCAACAACAGGAUUGGCAAGGGAUUUCUUUUUUGUCUGGUAUUAAGCAGCGAUUGCUUUCUUUCAUCUUUCGUGGGCUAUGGAGUGAAGAAAUAGAUAGUGCUCUGGUACCACUUCGCUAUCCAGCCUGUGUACACUUGCAUCUUAAAUUGUCACCUAACAUUUGGAUUCUGGACAUUUGUUUUUUCUUUAUACCUAACUAAUGAAUUCUUUGAAUCUUUUGAUUUUCCAAGUUUCUUUCUUAGCUUAGCUUUAAUUAUAGCUCUUAUUUACGAUCGAAAUAUUUACCAAUAGUCAACUUGUUACUCUCUGAAUUUCACUUCUGUGGUUUUAUAUGAAGUUUAUUUAAAAAAAAAACUAUCUCCAAUAUGGAAAUAAUAUCUUUUUUAACUAGGGCCGAACUUCUUAGUUUUAUCUAAAUAUUUCAAUGCUUAUCCAGAUGUUAGUAAAUAUGAUUUGCUUAAAUUAUUUAACUAGAUCUUAAUUACUGUCAGCUUUGCGAUUCUGACUUAUUUUUUGUUUUUAUAACUGUGUUGAUUGGGAAAAAAUCAUGUUUGAUGUUGAUUUGAUCAGCCAAAUCCUUUACUCUCUACGGAUCUAAAAUCUAUUAUCAAGGGAGGUAGUUUCAGUAAUGUGUUGAAAUAGAAAUUAUAAUGCUGAAUGAUCUGGUCGUACUUGAAUCAGUCGAUUCAGAGAUGUCUGAGUCUUUGAAGAGACAUUGGCCGUUUCUCGUGUUAUUGUGGGGGAUCAAUGAUAAAUGUAAAAUUGAGACAAAAAGAAGCUUACUUUUGGGACUAGCUAUUUCUGUGGACUGCUGGUGUCAACCUUGGCUCCUGAGAACGGGGGAUUGUGGGUCACUAUAGGCUGUCUAACAAUGUCAUGAAUGCUCAUAGGAAACGUCAAAUUAAGCUGAUCAUAUUUUUAUGUUUUUGCACUAAAAAUAUAUUUUUUAGACAAUAUAUAUAUUUUUUGUGCUCUUUUAUUGACUGGAUUAUCCUCUCCAAACUUUGUUCCUUUAAGUUGAUUUCAUCUAAAGUCUGAUCCAAUACCAUGCGGUUUGGAGUUUCUUCGUCUCUCAUUAAAUAAAUGAGGUUAGCCUCCCAUUGUUGUUGGAUCAGCCAAUAUUUUGACUGAAGUUUACCUGCAUUGGUAGUUUCAGGAUGAUUCUUAUUUGACAUUUCUUUAUCCAUAAAUGGGUGAAUUAAAAGCCUUGCUCUUAAAACUUGAAAAGCUGAUGCUAAGCUUGAUAAGCUGUAGUCAGGAAUCUUUAAUAUCACUUUGCUUAGGAUCUACAUUAACCCUACCGUAACUCUUGCGGUAUGGCUAUUUGCCAGAUUCAUCACGAGUAAAAAAUGUUCUUUUGAUAGCUUCUGAGUAUAGACAUCAAAGACAUCAUUGUAGUUCUGAUGCUCAUCCUUUGUUACUGGUUUAGAAAAACAAACUAUAUGAACAGAAAUUCAUCAAAUGAUGAGCCUCAUGAAGAUAUGUGGAUCUUUUGUUGAAUAUUUGGAGACACAAGAUGUGGCGAUUUAUCUUGCAUGUGACAUUUUGGGCCUCGUGGUGGGAGAGGAAUAUAAUUGUAAAAGACAAAAAUGUUAUCAACUAGAAGGAUGAUUUAUGUGUAGGAUGGAGCAGUGGGUGAGGAUUUUGUUGGAACAAGUAAUCUUCAGUGUCUGUUAUUUUGGGCUUAUAGUUAAUUUCUUCAUUUGCACCAUCUUGGUGCAAAUAGGAUGCUGUCAACUUCUGAGUAUAAGAAAAAAAGAGGUUCACCUCUUGGAUCAUGAAAUCUGAAAGGCAAUCUAUUUAGGAAUUGUCAUCUCAUCUCAUCAUUCUUCUUUUGUUGGCUGCUGAAUGAUUUGUGAACACUACUGAUAUGGACUACAUUGUCAUAAUUUUAUUUGAUGGUGGAUGUUCAUACAUCUAGUGUUGAUGGAAAUUGGGGAAGAUUGUAUAUUUGCGUAAGAUUGUAAACGCAUCACAGUUAUUGACAUUAGACCACAUUUAUUUUGUAUAAUUUAUAUGUAAACUGUAGUAUGAAUGCUGACUUGAUUGAAGAAGAAUCAUCUUUCUACUUGCAAUAUAUCACAGUUGAACCGAUCUUUGAAGUACAUCAAUUGAAAAAAAACAUUUUAUCUAUAGGUAAUAUUGCUCCAAUCCUACAGUAUGAUCUGCUACAGUAUUAUCAAGAGGACUGUUCUUGGUGCUGUAUGAACAAAUGGAAUUGAGAAUUCAUGGAUAUUGUUUAUUAUCAAUAAUAUAUGCACAAUAAUCCCAUUGACAAUGAAGUUUAAAGGUCCACUCAAACGUCUACAUAGCAUAAAAGCUUCUUAAUUAUCAAUAAUACAUUGUUUAUUCUGCUAAUUUUAGCUUUUUGGAUGAUUCAUUAUUCAUACGAGUUAUGAGUAGCCAUGCAUUUUCGAGUUACAGCCACCCUCUGUUUUCUGUCCCAUAGGUUGAAAAAUGCGUCUAUCCAUUUGUGCUAAUAAACUUUGGAUCUUGUGUGUAGGUUGGAUCAGAGGACUUUUUCUCAAAAUUUACUGCAAGAAUAUAAUUCCGAUUAUUGAUGUAUUUACACAACCAUUAUUUUGUAGCCAAAAUCUUUGCAGUCUAUGCAUCUUGAUAAUGCUAACUAUUUGCAAAUUUUUUUUAGCGUGUUCAAGGCCUGAAGAAGAAGUUCUACUUUCAUUUUCAAGAUUAUGUUGAUCUUGUGAUGUCCAAAGUAAGCAUAAAAUGCUACCUUGUUGUACUUCAUUUUUCGAUUUAUUCAUUUUCAAAUUAUUGUUUAGGUGUUGCCUACUCAAGAAUUGAAACCUUCAGAAAUAAAUUUAGCAGCAGGUAUGGAAAGGCAGAGGGUUCAUAAUUUUUUUGAGCGGGUAUGCAUUCAUAACAGGCAUUUCGUAGACUUAAUUGGACAAGGAUACGACUAAUGGUAAAUCCAACAGUUUAUCCAAAGCACAAGGCGAUGAUUGUAUUUUGAUUUAGUUUUACUUUAAAGCCCUGAAGAUCAAAUAGUGGUUAUUUGUUAGCCUGGCAAGCACUUUGUGCUACCACAUGUAAGUUGAGGUUAAGUUGAAAAGAGGUCAUGAAAUUCUGUGCAAUGAUUAGACCCUUUAUUUGAUUGAGCAAUUUUAGGGUUAUCUUCGAGUGGAUUCUCUUAGAAAAUUGAGAUUGGAUGCUACAUAUGUUAAAAAUUAGGUCUAAGCGCAUGAUAGAAUAGUUGUGACAAGUGUCAUAAUGGAAACCAGGAUGUUGAAAAAGUCCACGUCUUCAUGAUUUAUGCCCUUCCUGGCUUCUGUUCCAUUAUUCUUUUCAAUGAGGGCUUCAUCACGUCUAUGGAGGUUCUGAGAUUUGCACUCUAGCCUAUCAUGUUUUCCAAGCAUUGUUGAAGUUUCAACUGGAGUUUUCUGUUUUCUGCUCUUUGUAUGGUGGAGUGUCUGUACAUGAAUCUAAAAUUCUCUCUUUAGCCUGUACUCCAGCAUUCUUAUACAUCUUGACUUUGGCAGGUAUUGCCCACUCUAAUUUAAAAACUUUGGAAAUAAUCCACUGCUGUUUGUCUUUAAUAUUCGUUUUUAUCAUUGUUCAAAUUGAAAGCAUUGAUGCCAAUUUUUUCUGACCUGGGAAUGGAUUCCUCUCGUUUCCUGCCUUAUCAUCAAGGUCCAUGUCUGUAUCUUAAAUGCAGUAUUUUAAUGGAACUUCUCAGAUUACUUCCAUUACUGUUCAGAGAGCUCUUGUUCGCCAUAGACCUGGAUAUAUAUCGCCCAGUUUCUCCUGAUUUCCUAAAAAUUCUCUUUCGCGUUCAUCCAUUUUCAAAACUGAUUAUUUUUUUUUGUUACGAUGUAAAGGUACAGUUCUUGGACCGUCAUCAUUUACUGAUCAAGUUUGGUAGUGUAGAUGGAGUGGUAAGUACAAUGUACUCUAAAAUAUUUUUUGAUAAGACUGAUAAUGCAAAAUUAUUUAUUAUAGAAUAAGUAUAUCUGGAUGUAUGUAUUGUAGAUUGAUUAUGAUCACAUGGACGUUGUCUCUUAUAUCUGUCAGGUGUCUCGGAGUGCAGAACAAUAUCCUGCAUUCUUUGCUGUAUAUAACAUGGAAACUACAGAGAUAAUUUCGUUCCAUCAGGUAAAUGUUCCUUGAUUACUGGCAUAUUAUGAGGUCACUUCUUUUACUUCUCUAUGCUAACUCAAAAAUUCUCCUCCUCAUGUUUAUGUUUGUUGCAGAAUUCUUCAGAAGAGCUUUAUUACCUGUUUGAGCAAUUCUGCGAUCACUUUCUUGUAGCUUCAAGAUAUUCUUCUCAUGUCAACUUUAUAUCUUCUCACUCUAACAGUAUUCACGCUCUUGAACAGCUCAAUAGCAUAAAAAACAAAACUAGCAGCUUUUCACAGGUAAAUUUCAACUCUGUUUGAGCUCUAAACUAUAUUCCAUUAUAAUACUUGGUAAAAAAACCAUGAAUAAAGCUUCAUGCAUAUGCUUCAUAUAAAUAUUGUCAGGUGUUUGUCUUCUGGAGGGUGGGAACUUGAGUGAAGAGCCCUGUUGGAUGGAGUGUGUUUAAAUGGGCGGGGUGUGGGGAUAGUGUUCUGUUACACUCCUGGGCUUCUGGGGCAGAUUCUUCUUAACUCCUGGCUUUUCUCAUCUAAUCACUUGGUUCAUUCGGACUCGUUUUCCAGGCCUCAGCAAGUUUUUUCUAAAAAUUAAUGCACUUAAAUACACCUUCAUCUUUCAUUCCUUAGUGUUUUCUACAGUGACAGAUGUAGUUUUUUCUUUUGUGAUUACGUUCCUAUCCACUUCUAUGCUGGCACCAUUUCCAUCUUUUGUUUCGUCACUGUCUUUCAGUUACCUACAAGCUCAUUCCUCUCUCUUUCUCGUUUUUAGUUGUCUUGAAAUGUUCUGUACUCUCUUUGAGACGUCGGAUCAUUCCCAUCUAGAAAUAUAAUAGUUGUUCAUAAAAUAUUUCGUUAAUCGAUCUAAACUGAUUAUGAAAUUAAUAUUUUUUAAUUAAAUAAUUUUUUUGGUUCAAUAUUAACUGAUAGAUGCCAAGUGGCAAGCCAACAUGUGUCUAUGUAUGGUACAUGCAGGUGUAGGACAGUCAGAAACUGUAAUGACAGUAAGAUAUUGAAUGGAAAGUAGAAACCAGAAAGAGAGAAAUAGAGUAUCCCAUAUAGCAAACUUUCAGACAAACGGAAGGGACAAAUGUGAUAAGGGAGAUGGCUAGAUUAUGCACCCCAAACCCAGACCUCAGCCCUCGUUAUUCAUCCCAAGGGGAUACAAGUUUAGUAUGUAGAAAACAUGGGAAACUGUUUAUGGAAACUACAGCUUUAAAUCAAAGGAUAGUUGCAUACCCCAAAAAUCAGGAAUCCUGGUGCAGAGCAUUUUUUUUAAAAAAUAUCCUAUAUAUGGAAAGUCGAAAUAUAAACAUCUCUUGAUGCUCUGUGAGUUUGAUACUGGUAAAUCAACUACGAGUAAUUUAUCUAUGAGAAACUGAUGGUAGACAUGCUGGUGAGAAAAGAAGCUGAUCAUAGACAGCCCGAUUAUAAUGACAAUCAAUUUCGUUAUGUUUAGUCCGUUCAUGAAAAAUUGGAUUCUCGGUAAUCUUGAUGGCAUUGAUGUUAUCAUCAUGUAAAAAAAGGGUGACCUAUCUAAAGAUGUCAUAGACUCCACAAAUUAUUUGAUAUAGUCUCAUAGAGAACAGAAAAUUCAUGAGGACGAUGUUCGAAUUUCUCUAAAAGUUGUGAAAACUUUCUGAGCAUGAGCAGCCGACCAUCUUUAUGCACCUAUCCUAUCACUUCCUAGUUUCCUGGUCCUGUUUCAACCAAUUAAUGCAAGAGAAUAAGACCAUUUGAUUAUUAUCGACCAAUUGAGGUCGUCAGAGGGUAAGUUAGUUUAUAACCUAUAAACGUGAAACAUAUUGGUGAUGCUAAGAUUAUGAGAAUCAAUAGUACUGAUGCUCCAGAUGUCAAUGCUUUUUACAUUAGCAACACUAACUUGGGAAAUAUUAGAAUUAAGGGUCAAGGUAUAAAAAACAUCUGAGGUGAGCGUUAUGUGAUUUGAUGCUCUAGAGUUGGUGUACCCCCGAUGUGUUUGGAGACUUAUUAUCUAUGUUAUGGAUAAUACGGAUUGAAUCACUUCGUAGGUAGAUUCUGGGGUGACCAUGAAGGAAUCUGUUGAAAACUGAUUGGCAGUGCACAUUGAUUCAGUAGAAGUUGAUCAACUAAUAUUCAUUUAAACCGUGUGGGAAUGAUGGGAUUCCCUAAGAAUAUGCCCCCUUUUUUGCAAGAUCUGCUGAACUUGAGUGAACUGUCCUUGUAGUGUGCACAACUUUUUUACAUGAGUAACAUCAAGUAUUUCGAAGAUCCCAAGUUUUUAAAGCAGUUUAGGCUGUAAAGCUAAUAACUAAUACUUCUUUUUGAAAUUCCUGACUAGCUUGAAAUAAAAUUCUAUAGCCUUCAUGAGAUACUUCUCAAAAACAUUCCUCAAAUUUUGGUACUGGUUUCGCAUUCAAGUAGGGUAUCAUUUACUUUUCUCUUAUUAAUUACCUCAUACAGUUUCAAACUCAAGGCUUAGCUUCAUGAGAAUGUGCUCUCUCAUAGAAGGCCCUUGUAAUACCCUUAUGAAUGCAAGAACAGCUUAAGGAAUUUGCUCUUAUAGAACUGAAUUGCUUUCUAAAUAUAAGUGCAUAAAUUCAGAGGAAAUGCUUGGACUGUUUCAGUUCCCUGAUUUUACUCAUUUCUUUCCAGUUCAGGUACGCGUUAAUAUCUGUUGUUGUUGUUUGCAUAUCCAUUCAGCAAUAUAAUCUAAAGAUAAUAUAUGCCUAAUCGAAGAUCUGAAACAAUGAGAGAAACCUUGGGGGCUUAAUCAUGGCUUGAAACAAUGAGGAGAAGCAAUAGAGCUGGCCAGAAAUAGAUGUUAAAAGGCUACGAGAUAGAGAAGCUGAGAUCUGCACGCCUAAAACCAGAUUUUGCAUUUACAACGAAGAUCCAGAGCUCCACUUCCUUUUCUCAACGUGGACUGGCUGUAAUACCAUGACAACUGAAGGGAACAAAAGUGCUAAAUGAGAUGGCUAAAUUGGUCACCCGAAUCUCGGACCUCAGCCUUAAGUACAUCUCAAGAGAAUACUAGUUUAGAAUGUCCAUCAAAGCAAAAGAAGUCCUCUGGUUCUGCCCCUAAGAAAUUCUUGCAGCCUCAUUUAUAUCCUUUGAAGUCUGUUGUUCCAUGUUACCAUUUCAUAUUUUGAUCCUACUUACAGAAAGGACUCAAGAACCUGCCUACAAAAGCUAGAUGAAAGCUAAAAGAAGCUAUUUACUGAUUUUUUUUACUACAAAUCUGCAAUCGUAGUGCAAAAAAUCCACUUCAUCAAAGUUGGGCGUAGCAGAUGAAGGAUUUCAAUCAUUUCAUUUCAGAAACAGUUGAAGAUGGAAAACUCAACUCAGGCCAUCCAAGAGGGAAGAUGUUGCUGAUGUCUUCACAAAAAUCUAUCCUACUGUUUUGUUUCAAUAUUAUCUUAUGCCAAUUUCACAUGAUUCGGAUAGGAACCCGAAAAAGAGAUAAAUAUUAUAAAUAGAAGAACAUGAAUAGAAGAAAAUGGAGAGUGGUUUCCGGCAGAAACCGUAACUCCUGUCCAUGUUGGUUUUUUCUGACCAAUUCUCUCCUACAAUGCUGCUGCCUGAAAUUCUAAAUAGUCCUCCCUGCCUUCCCGUAACCAGCCCUAAUACCUCAUUCUCCCCUACCUAACAUUUAGCUAAAUACCCCCCAACUUAACCCUCACAUGAACCUUCUGCCCCCCUAGUCCUCCUAGAGUAAUUUACAUUUAUUGGGGGUCUAACAUCACUCUCCCCUACAAGAGCCACCUUGUCUUCAAGGUGAAAUUCAAGAAAUUGUUGUUGUAGUGUGGUCAUAGAGUUUCAAGUGGCUACAAGGGUUGGUGGGUUGUCUCGUUGGUGAUCAAUGCUUCCGGUCCUGCGGUCUUCCGCCCAAUAUGGUUCUUCUGUUCCUUAUCUGAAUUAAGUUCGGUCCCUCGAUCAUCUUCUGCACCAAUAGAAUUUCCAGCUCUCUUUUACAAGUGUGUUCUAGGCUAUACUUUUCAUUGCAGGAGAAGUAUAAUCCUUUGGUUCUUCUUUCUUGUAUCUCGGCCACUUUAUCAGAUUGUUGGUGAUUGCAAAUCCAUUUUCUAGUUGUAUUCAAUAGUAGUUCAGUGGUCUUGCUCGAUUUAGGAGUCCUCGGAAAUUUGAUCUAAAUUUCUGGGCCCUUCACGAUCCAAGAACGUGCUUGAUGCUCCAUAAAGGCCUAGGUGAUCUAGGUCAUUCAAGUCCCAGACGGACCUAACUGUUCUUUCUUUUCUUCUGUUAACUGAGCAGUCUUCAUCACUUUCUCUAGCUUGAUUUCCCCUUUUUCUUGGGAGUUUUUCCUUUGGGGUCCACAGUUUCUUGGAAUUGCAGCGAACAUUUCAUCAAUACCUCCAUUGACCUCAUCUGUUGAGUUCUGUUGCAAUCCGUCCAUUAUGUGUUCUUCUCUAUCACUAUUAAUCUUUGUAGAUCUGCUUCGAUUUUAGCAGUCUUUGUAGCUUCGCCUCUAUCCCUAGCAUAUGCCUUGGCUUCUUUUUCUAAUCUUUUAUAUCUUAUUCUAGAUGCUCGACGCAUCUGUCAUAGGUCUUGGGCACCAUCAAACCUCGCUCUGAUACCAGUUUGUAAGAACCUAAAACAGAGAUGAACGAAUUACUAGAAAUUUACCUACAAAUGGAGAUUGGGUUCCAGCAAGAACCCUAGAUCCUGGCCAUGUUGGCCUUUCGAGAGGACCAACUCUCUCUUGUAAUGCCACUGCGUGAAACUCUAAACAGCCCUCCCCUCCUUCCCAUUACCAGCACUAAUACCUCCUCCCCUGCGUAAAAUUUAUCUUCAUACCCCCCACUGAACCCUCUGGUGACUCUCAUACCCCCAUACUCCUCUUAGAGUAAUUUACAUUUAUUGGGGUCUAACAGAUUCAAAUGAAAGUUUUAUUGUAAAAUAAUGGUAAAGACUUCAACUCGAUUAGGGUUCAUUUUUCAGCUGUUUAUCUCCUUCAUUUUGGUUCUCAAGAAUCAGGAGUAUUGAGUUAGUUGGGAAAACUGGGUCCUUUGUUUGAAUGUAAAGUUGAGAGGGAACACUGUUAACAGGUUAGGGUGCCAGACAAUUACAACCAGUUUUUGUCAACUUGAACUCACUUGAAGUAGACCAGAAUUCUUUCAUUUUGCAUUCAGUUCCUAUCCGUCUCUGAAUUUAGAAUAGAACUACUAGUAGGCCUUAAUGAGCUAAUUGCGUUUUUCAUUGUCCGAGUCUGAUCUAAAUCAUGGAGGUUAUCAGAACGCAUGGGCAAGCUGUGAGGUGACCUAAAGAGAGAUAACUCAUUAUUAAUGCUAUGAUAUUUAAAAAAAAUAAAUUAGUUGGAUGUUUUUUGGUUAAAAAUAAUGGGAACAAGUUGACUUAGGCACCCCAUCCAUGAACGGUUUAUCAUGAGAAUCCUACAAUAUUUCAAGACCUUCUAGUUUUAUGAGCCAAAAUUCGUCAUCCUACAAUAUUCCAAUGUCCAUCAGUAUCCAACUCAUUCUGCACGUAGUACACAGCUCUGGCGAAGUCCUGCACCUUGACCGUGGUUUUUCCAAGCACCUUUCGGAUUGUAGUCGUGCUUAAUCAUCCUUGCAUUAUAGUUCACUGCUUUAUUAUUUCACAUCCAUGUUCGUUGUCAAAAUCCCAUAUAAUUUAAGUCAGAAAUCUUGCUUGAAAUGGGAGUGGUUAGAGAAAAUAUUUGAAAGUUGGACUUCGUGCUGCAUCAAUUUUACAAAAUCCAUAGUUUUUAGCAUAGUAUGGUUGAGAAAAUCUUACAAGUUACUAAAUAGAUCUUGAUUGCUAAUUAACUGUAAAGCUAAAGCAUCCAAGUAUUUCAACCUUACGCAUUUUAUCUUUUUAUUCUUAAAUUUAUGCUAUUCUUCUUUAUAUGAUUGAUAAAUUCGAAUGUUCUUGUACUUUUCUGUAAUUCUUGUGUGCUCCAGGAUUAUCUAUUUUCUGAUUUGUUGAACUUUUUCAACUUUUUUUCUGUAGUUUGUGAGAAAGAUGUUAGCUUCCUUAAAUUUUGGUUGCCAGUCGCAAAGCCCUUCACCAUAUCUUGACCAGUCUCUUUUCCGGUACGAUGAGAAGGUAAAAUACUGAUUAGCUGCUUAAACUGGAUUGCCUGUUGGAAGAGAUAUGCACUUAUUUCCAAAGAACAAGUGUUGCAUAAUUUUUUUGUAUAAUGACUUAAAGGUGUACAUUGUGUGAACAAGCUUACUUCUCUAUCAUACUGACUCCUGAGCUGCCUAAGGAUUAAUGCAUGGGGAAAGAGUCCAACUGCAUGGAGAAAGGAUGGACACAUCUGAGUCGGCUGUACUCACUGUAAUCCUGUUGACUCUUACGGAUUGUGCUGACUCGCAUGUGAGUCAUGUUGAUCUGUCAGAGUCGAAGCAGCACUGAAUCACUUCCGUUAUUGUUGUAUCUCAAACCACAAUUCAGCAACAGCAACAGUCGCUUGUCCCACCCAUUGCUUUUUUCGACUUAGAAUGUGGUGAGGGAAAAUAACUGGAAGUUUAGAUCGUCCAUUGUCAUAGCUAUCAUUACCGCUAUUAGUGCUAUUUUCUUUCUUUUUUUCUUCUCCCCAAUCUUCCUUGAAUCUAGUUUGUUCUCCUGUACACCAUUUGCUGUCACGUUGCUCUUGGUCACCAUUUUGCCCGCCAGCACCCUGGGUAUGCCUUCACCUUCACAGAAUCUCACCUACCAUCACCUCUGGUGGUUGUCAGAGUCCAAUUGAACUUUACUUUUGUGUGACCUCUAAUUAAAAUAAAUUUAUUCAUAUCCAAACACCUUCAAGAGUAGUGAUCUGACUCAAAUGAGUUGCAUGAGUGGGAUGGUACUUUAACACUUUAUUUGGCUUUACUCAGUUGGACCUCCAGGCCAAGAUGAUUAGAUUUCGCCAAUCUGAUUUUAUGGUGAUCUAGAUUGGGAGUGGUAGGAUUUUAUCUGACCUGCCAAUUGGAUUUUCUUAACUAUCUUUCCAUUUCAUAAUAGUCAUUUUAGUAACAAGUGAUGAGGAGAUUUUUUAGGCUUUUUCUUUAAGAAAAUAGAUACUACUAACGUAUUUAAGGAGAUAACCCUGAAAAGCAGACGUAUUCUGGUGGACCUAUCACAAAACCCAUGAUCUCCUAGAGAAGUAUUUGAAAGAGACAGUUAACCGCCAAAACCUGACACUCGACUUAUUUUUCUUACUUUUUAGUCACACCGUUAAACAAGGGGAAGAGGGAAAGCCUAACCUGAAAUCUGGAAUUUUCCGUAUAAUAUCUAAUGGGUGUUUUGGGCUGAAACUAGCAAUUUCAAAAUGAUCAAGGUGCUCUUGCGUAUGCUUUUUAUGUAUCCCUCUCUUUCCCUGAUUUUAGUGUAGUUGGCCAUAUUUUACAAGGUGUAUCCUGUUCACCUAAAUGAACAUGACAGGCUAGAUUUCGUUGCAAAAUUACCAAAGAUAUUGUAAAUUUCAAUCCACAUUUACAAGAUGAAUUUGUUUUGCGGAUUCUGUGUCAUGUCGAGGUUUAUUAUUCUUGUAUCACUGCGAUCUUCUUCUUUUAAUGGUAUAAUAAGAAGUCAGAUAGUUUACUUAUUCUUCUUUCUUUGUACUAAUUGGUGAUAUAAUUUGGUUCUUACCUUGCAUCAGCUAAUAUCAGCUGUGGAACGACCAAGGCAGGUUAUUGAUCAUCCAGUCAAGUUUAUCUCUAGGCGUCAACCAAGCACCCUUAAAUUUAAGAUAAAAUCAGGUCUGAAGUAGGUUACCUAAAUUUUUAGUAAAGUUUGAGAUUUUGCAUUUUUAUCUCUCCCCCAUGGUGCGUUUGCAUGAAACGUCCACACAAGUAUAGAUUGAAAUUAUCCAUCAGGGACAAUAACACAUCCAAUUGCAACCAGCAUAGUCCUUUCAUUUUAGAUCUGUUGACGAACAUCCAGCAUCAGUAUUUUAUUUAUUACAAUGUGUUCUGUUAUAACUAUAUUUUUCGUGUAUUUUUUAAUUGUCUUCCGUGCAUAUCACGAAUCCCAAAGGGGUUCCCAGAAUUCUCUAUAUACGUUAAUUCCAAGAAUUCUUCAACACACUUCUAACACUUGUUCCACUUUUGGAAAACCUUGUGUUAUGUCACCAGAUCUUGAUUUUUGAUAUAUAAACGUUAUUAAUGUAUCUUUUUCAUCAAGGGUUUCUCCAUAAUGACCGUGAACUGUUGUUCCUGGGUAGCCAAAAAUUAUCGUCUAUCUCUCUAUUCUUAGUUACGUUGGGGUUACAAAGACAUAGUGGCAGCUAUUUCACUGCCGAAAUCUUUAUAUCCGGAUUAUAUGUUGAGUUGGAUAAGCCUGCAAUGAAUGGUUGUAACAGAGCUUAUCUAUGGGAAUACUUUUUAUCAGUCGGUGGAGCUCUUGGGUUCGGUAAACACCAGGUGGAGCCCACGCCAGCCCUAGAGGAAUGCUCUUGGAUCAAGUGACAAGAUGGAUCCCUUUUCACUCUUUGUCACACUGAUUUUUCGGCGAGAAGCAACCUUAUAAUUGACAAGUCCAAGAAAUUCGGUAUUCUCGGUUUUGGGAAGUUGAUGUAGAAACUUCUGUGCUAACUCGCAAAACUUUGGCAUGCACAGAGCUCCACUAAUUUUUCACUGCUAGCAAAUGACUGUGUUAUUAGUUACUGGAGCUCUGUCCAUGCCAAAGUUUUGCCACUUAGUAGAUAAUUUUAUCUCAACUUCUCAAAACCUAGAAUACUAAAUUUCUGGCACUCGUCUGUUGUGAGGUUUCUUCUCAUCAGCAGUUCAGUCUGACAGAGUGAUCCACCUGUUUACUGACCCAAGAGCAUUCCUCUAGGACCGUCGUGGAAUGAGAAUAGAGAGACCUUGAUCCGUCCAGAGAGAUCCAAGUGCAACAGAACAGCAGUGUUCGCAAUGUCUAGGAAGCAGCCGGUUCCAAGAUAUCUAUAAGAACAUUUCAAGGCCAAGAGUUUGCAGGAGAGAAGGCGACAUAAAGCUUGGCAUGUCUAAUUGAAUCAGAUUGCCGGAUCAGCUGGUAUCUAUCUGAUCCGGACUUGGAUAAAAUCAGUUCAAUCGGCCUUUGAGGAAGAACAAAAAAGUUUAAAUCAAUCAGAAGAUGUGUUUCCCAAUUUGUAAAAUUCCUAUUUAGAGUAGAAAAAAUAGUAUAAAAAUGAACUUUUUCCAAAUGAAAAUAUGGAAACCUCCAGGGCUGAUCGUGGUGAUGUCCUUGUCUCACAUCAUUGGUCAAGGCAGGGAGGAGCACUUGGUCCAGGCAUAUGGGGCCCUUUUCUUCUUUUCUCUCAUAUUCUUCUUUUUAUAUUCCCCUCUUUUUUUUUCCCUGACAUCUCCACUACUCUCUGAUAAGUCGCAGAUGUGCUGGUUGGAAAGCCAAUCUGACGAUUUUCGUGGACAUUGUUAAGAAAUGGUUUAUUUUUAUACUAUUUUUCUACUAUAAAUAGGAACUGAACUGAAAUUCCCAAGCUGCCGACUUCAGAUCUCUAUUCUGAGGAGGUGGCUUGUUUUGGCUCUUUGGCUCAUAAUGAUUGCUACAAGUUAUGACAAACUGUGAUGCUUUCUUGAUGAUUUGAACAUAGGUGAAUCGAAAUUAUCUGAAGAUCGACAGAACUUACAGUCAUAAUUUUCAUUUUUAGCUUCAGUAAUACUGGGCUGCAUGUAAGUCUCACCCCACCCUUGUCGCCUUACCGGCCAGGCAGUAAUCCACUGAUUUUCUGGCUUAAAUCGCAUGGACAACUAUUAAUAAGUUUUCGUGCCUGUUAAGUGGCCAAAAUCUACAGCUCUAUGUUGCAAGUUAGAUAUGCUAGGCAGCGGCCUAUUCCAUACAGAUCAAUCAACACAGGCAAACUAGAACGAGCUCUGGUGGGGAAGAUUCCAACAUGAAUCUACGCUGUGUGGCCAUCUAGUUUUCAUUCCAAACUCUUCCCACUUCUUAUCACUUUUCAGGUAGCCAAUGUUCAUUGGGUGUUCCUUUCACUUUUAGCUAAUAUCCUGAAUAUUAAUCAACCAUACAGUUCUCUUAAUUUUGCAUACCCUGAGGCUGUUUAGCUGCUGUUACUGCACAACAUCUGUUUUUUCUUUCUGACUUUAUCCUUCGGUCUGUACCAUUCCUGUGGCAUAAAUUCUCAAUACCAAAUGCUAAUACCACAUAUAGCUGAAUCAGUGAGAUUGUGUCCCUUCUGGUGCCUUGUGCUAGGUCCUGAAGCUGGCGUGGCAGACAAUCGGACAAAGAGGAUGUCAUCUUUCCUAUUCCACCCCAUACUACCAUUUGCUCUCUCCAUCCAGCAGACCAACAUGCAACCGACUGUUGUCAAUGUUCAUUUCCGGAGAUGA
Molecule: messenger RNA, 19563 nt
Organism: Spirodela intermedia
Lineage: Eukaryota; Viridiplantae; Streptophyta; Magnoliopsida; Alismatales; Araceae
Source: the annotation of a GenBank genome assembly